This is a messenger RNA of Porites lobata, 2669 nucleotides long. Lineage: Eukaryota; Metazoa; Cnidaria; Anthozoa; Scleractinia; Poritidae. The record is from the annotation of a GenBank genome assembly.
AUGUCAUACCAUUUUGUUAAAAAAUUAACCUCUAGUAGAAAUGACUUGAGUGAAGAACAGCUGGAAAAACUGUUUAGUUCUAUAAAUGGGUAAGUAUCAUGCAGAUUACUUGUUGGAGUUACAAAACUGAUCAUAAUAAAGUGAAGAAGGUAUUUAACACUGUAGCAGUUUUGGCCUUUAAUUUAUGGCUUUUUUUAAGCUAUUAGAAAAUACCCAUUUUUUUGAAGUAGCUAAUGUUAAAAAAAUAUAAAUGGGCUCUUAUUAACAAUAAGUAGGAUAUUAGUAGAGGUAAUGGUUUCUUGUUUGCAUUGUUAAACAAUAGUAUUGGAGCCAAGAGGUAAGGUCUAGUCAUAAAAUUUUUACCCAUCUUUGCUUAACGGGUGUUGAUUUAAUAAAGUAUCUUCUUGUUCAUUAAGUUUUCUUUUUUCUCCCUCUCUCUCUUUCUCUGAUUUAGGGUCUUAAUUCCAGGGGGUGGUGUAAGUGUCUUUGAUUCACAGUAUGCACGAACAGGCAAAAUACUCUUCAAUCUGGCAAUGAAAGCAAAUGAUGCAGGAGAUGUGUUUCCACUCUGGGGAACCUGUCUUGGUUUUGAGUUCCUUAGUGUCUGUGGUGCAGGAGGACAAAAUGUUUUAUCAUCUGUAGAUGGUGAAGACUAUGCUAUUCCUUUAAACCUCAGUGAUGGUAUGUCAUACUCACGCCAGGUCCUCACUAGUGAUGCAAACUAUAGGGGCAAUGUAUGAAAGACGGUACAUAAACAUGUUUAAAAAGUUGAGCAAGGUUCAGGUUACAUACUUAUAGAGGAGAAAAGUUUGUGAGUUUUGCAUUUUUUAAUUGGCUGCCUAGAGAGUCACAUACUGGUAUACAUGGAAACAGUUAUUCCAACAUAUUCGUGGAUUCAAGUAUUGUCACUCGUAUAAAUUUCAGUGAUAUGCCCUUAAAGGAACGAGGUUAUAGCACCAAGAAUUAACAAGUUAUAUAUAGUUUCUAUCAUGAAAAUGAUAAGAGUGUACGGUACAUAAAGUGAACCUUCCAACAUUCUUAUAAUCAUUGUCAUAUACUCAAUACUUUUGUUAUGUUGAUAUUUAGUUUUGUACAUUAUGUAAUUUUUUCUUGUUUAUUAAUAUUACAUUAUUUCUGAUUAUCUUUCAGGCUAUGAGUCAAGCAGACUUUUAGGAUCUGCCCCCGAAGAGAUUAUUACUUAUCUCAGAACAGCAAAUGUUACUUAUAACCAUCAUCGGCACUGCAUUUCCACGGAUGUGAGUAGAAUUCUGAAGAUUUUUUGGUUCUGUUUUGGAAAAGGCCUGAAAAGGACCACCCUGGGUAUUAGAGGUUAAUUCCUCAUGUGCAGUAGAAUGCUUCAGUGUCCUGAGACACAGGCUGACAGGACAGAAACUGGAAAUGGUGGUGAAAAGUUUCUGGCACCCAGGGUAGAGGAAGACCAAUGAACUGUUUUAUAUAUUUAUUUAUUUAUUUAUUUAUCGUUUUUUGAGCCCCCUCUUUGUCUCUGCAACAACUGCCUGUUUUUGUUGCGGCAGAUUUACCCUUGGGUCCUCUACAACAGCCACAUAUCUUUAUUCCCAUCCCUGUGUUUGAAAAUUCAAUUAACGAAAGGACAUGAUUAGUCACCCAUAUGACAUAUCUUGUUUUAAAGAAAAGUUUUAUCUGUCUGUUGUAGACUUACUACAAUAAUGACGCUCUCAAAAAGUUCUACAAAGUUUUGUCAACCAACAGAGACAAAGAAGGAGUCAAGGAGUUUGUAUCCACUAUUGAAGGUAAUGAUGUCAAUCUAUGAAAAGUUCAGUGUUGGAUGUUAUCUUUGUACGGCACAUUCCUUUUGUCAGAACUCAGCAGCCAGACCAUUCCAUCAUUAUGAGAAUUUCACUUUUGGUCAAAACUAUCCAGCCAGAACAUUCAAACCCUAAAUAGUGUGCACAAAGGAGAUGGUUUUUCAUCAAAGACUCUUGGUCCAGCUGGCCGUGGUUCUGACUUUUGGAAAACAUCCUUAGUUUCUGUUAAGAUCUUCGCAGCAGCUGCAUUUUUGUGUCCACAGCUUUCAAAACAUUUUAAUGUUAAUUGGCUCACUCCAAGAGCGAGCGAAAUGAAGUAAAGAAUUUCCUGUUUUCUGACUGGCUACUCGAGAGGCAAGCCCCCUCAGGAUUUUCUGCUUUGUUCUGGCACACACACAAAAAACUUUUGACCACAUGAUAAAUUCUAUACUGAUCGUGCUUGUCCAAAACAAAUAAAAACCUGACUUCCUGCUUUGUCAAUAACUACUGUACAGCUGAUAAGGGAUCUGGAGCUAAAAUGUGUCCGCAAUUAUUUUUGGGAUUGUUCCUGGGGAUGCACCGGUCAGCUGUUGGCCAAUGUUUUUUCCCUUUCCUUGGAAACAGACCCAGAAGUCAUUUUUAUAGUUAACUCGGUGUAGUUUCUUUCUCGUUUUUCUACACUGGCAAAUAUAACAAUUCCAUCGCCUAUUGGAUUUAUGAUGUUAACUGUUUCAUGCUACGAGCGAAGUCUCCAGAACACUGUAUACUUAAUAUUUCUUACUUCUUUCUAUGCUCUAGGUCGUGAUUAACCGUUCUACGGAGUUCAAUGGCAUCCCGAGAAAAAUUCUUUUGAGUGGACGUCUGCAGAAGGCAUUAAUCACUCAAAGCAAGCAGUACUGGUAA